AUGUUUUCAAGCAUUAGAAACUUUUUACAUCGUCAUAGAAGAAAGUUCAUUGUGACUGGUGCUGUGUUUGGUUCAAUCUACUUGCUCAUGAGUUACGCUCAAAAGAAGCUCAGGGAAUGGCAAGAAAAAGAGGCUAAAAAGUUCUUUGAAAUGACAAGAAAGAAACAACACUUUGAGAGCACAGAGCGCACAUGCAAUCAGACAAUACUGUCUCUCUCAAAAAUUGUUUCCGAUAAUAUCUUAAAUUCCUUAAACACUGAGGAUAUUGUUCAAAGGCUUCAUGAUAAUCCUGAAAAUAAAUUAGAACUUUGGGAACAAAUGAAAAUUAUGAUCAUCACUAGGAUAUGUGUACUUGUUUAUGCUCUCUCUAUUUUGCAAGUAACUCUGCGAGUACAGCUAAAUAUUAUCGGUGGAUAUCUUUAUAGAGAUUCAGUACUAGAGCAUGAACCACUUAUAGAUGGAGAUUUACAAGCAAAGUACCUGUCGCUGUGUCAUCACUUUUUAGGGCCAGGCUUGGAAGAUUUAGUCAGGCAAGUAGAAAGGGUUGUCAAAAGAGUUGUAGAUCCUAUAUCACUGAAAAAGAAAAUUACAUUGCAGGAGGUAGAGCAAAUGUUUUGGUCUAUACAAACAAUUUUAUGUACUGAUACAAAUGAGGGAGAUCCUGUAAAAAAAAUGGUACAUUACUUGGUGGAUCAUACAGAAAUUAAUGAGGCUAAGUUUGACACAAUUGUUAAGGAGACAAUGGACGUUCUAGAAAGUGAUGAAGUUACAUCUGUCACAAUGUCCAUUGUUAGUAGGAGUUUCUCGUCUGUUAUAGAUGAAAUUGCCAAUUUAUUUGUUUCAAAAUGGGUUCCUACUUCUAAAAAUCACCUGGAAGUCAACAAUGACCAUGUCGUCACAAAUGGAGCUUUAAAGUUGGGAAACCCCCCAGAACCCUUUGUCAAUGUGAAUAAAUGUCUAACGGGAUUGCCGAUAACAUCAAAUUGGCUACAAAAUUUUUACAUGCAAGUAUCAGGAUAG
Molecule: messenger RNA, 1020 nt
Organism: Leptosia nina
Lineage: Eukaryota; Metazoa; Arthropoda; Insecta; Lepidoptera; Pieridae
Source: the annotation of a GenBank genome assembly